Messenger RNA from Rhodofomes roseus, 5892 nucleotides. RefSeq names its product PLU-1-like protein-domain-containing protein. The record is from RefSeq and is a predicted model, not a curated record. Gene Ontology annotation, biological process: chromatin remodeling. The transcript is spliced from 12 exons. Gene Ontology annotation, cellular component: nucleus. The coding region runs from base 16 to 5703 and encodes 1895 amino acids. NCBI's taxonomy places the organism in Eukaryota, Fungi, Basidiomycota, Agaricomycetes, Polyporales, Fomitopsidaceae. Gene Ontology annotation, molecular function: histone demethylase activity; DNA binding.
GUUUCCACGACCACCAUGCAUGCGAGUCCCACUCCUCGCGGCACCCCCGCCCGUCGAGGUCGCUCGCCCCGCGCCAGCACCAACAGCCCCGGCGCAUCCGCCAUGCCCGUCGAUAUUCCCAACAGGCCCUCUACAACCUUUACCUCCUGCCUCUCUAUCGCAGUCGAGGGCACCACCCCGAUCGAGCGCCCCGACGCCGCCGCACCCUCCGCUUCCACAGGUGAGGCCUCCCAGAGCUAUCCGUCGGAAAGCAAGCGUGCCCCGCGCAAAUCCAAGACAGACGCCAUCGCCGCCCUCCACAACCAUGCCCAGUCCAAUUCUGACGACGCGCCCGACUCUGUCACCGAGGAAGGUGCGGUUCGUAUUAAUCUCAGGGACGGACCCCCCAUCCGCGUGACGCCCUUUCUCGACUUGACCACUGUCAAGACGCCGGACCGCAGCCUCAAUAUCCCCAAUGCCACCGAUCGCCCGUUUGGCCUCACUGAUUGCCCGGUAUUCCAUCCUACUCCCGAACAGUGGAAAGACCCACUGGGCUACAUCAGGUCCAUUUCGGACAAUGCGAAGAAGUAUGGGAUGUGUAAGAUUGUGCCACCCGCAGGAUGGGACAUGCCGUUUGUGACUGACACCGAGCGCUUCCGCUUCAAGACGCGCCUGCAGUGCCUCAAUUCAAUCGAGGCCUCGUCCCGUGCAAAAGUCAAUUUCCUCGAGCAGCUGUACAGGUAUCACAAACAGCAGGGCAACUCGCGUGUUACCGUGCCCACCAUCAAUCACAAGCCCCUCGAUCUCUGGUCGCUGCGGAAGGAGGUCCAGAAGUUGGGUGGCUAUGAUGCGGUCACCCGCAACAAGAAGUGGGCAGACCUUGGUCGCCUACUGGGCUACACUGGCAUCCCCGGCCUAUCGACCCAAAUGAAGAACUCAUAUGCCCGUGUCAUCCUGCCGUACGAACUUUAUCGUGAGCGGGUGCGAAAUUCGCCUACCCUCUCGCCGAAGAAACAAGGGGAUCCGCAGCUCAAGACGCACGCUCCGGGGAAGGCAGUGAAGCCGACAACAGGAGAGGAUGACGUGAGCGAGCCGUCCAGCCCGUUGACGGCGACCAGUAGCCCUCUGUCAGAGCCGCCAGAAGAGGCGUCGGGACGGCCUCGCCGGAAUACCAGGCAGUCAUCCCUGGAACACCCAGGCCCUCGUCGAGCGACAGCCGCAAAUGACGACAACCUGCCAUUCGCACGAUCCGCAGCCAGCCAGGCCGACAAGGACGGCAACCCAGAGCUACAUUGUGAGGUAUGCCUGAAGAAAGACCGCGGCGAGGAAAUGUUGUUGUGUGACGGAUGCGAUUGCGGCUUCCAUAUGUUCUGCCUCGAUCCGCCGCUGAACACGAUACCUAAAGGCCAGUGGUUCUGCCAUACGUGUCUCAUGGGCACCGGUGGCGACUUUGGCUUCGAUGAGGGCGAGGAGCACAGUCUAGCCAGCUUUCAGGCGCGUGACCGUGAGUUCCGCCGGUUGUGGUUCAAGUCGCACCGGCCUGCAUCGCAGUUGGAAAGCGACGGGGACGUGAAGAUGACGAAGAAGCCCGACCCCAACGACCCGACAGUAAAUGUUCUCGAUGACGUCGUUGUGACCGAGACGGAUGUCGAGAACGAGUUCUGGCGCCUCGUGCAGAGCCAACAGGAGACCGUCGAGGUCGAGUACGGCGCGGACGUGCACUCGACGACGCACGGGAGUGGGAUGCCGACGCUAGAGACUCAUCCACUGGACCCGUACUCUAAGGAUCCGUGGAACUUGAACAAUAUCCCGAUUCUCUCUGACAGCUUGCUCAGAUACAUCAAGAGCGACAUCUCGGGUAUGACUGUGCCUUGGACAUACGUGGGCAUGGUUUUCUCAACAUUCUGCUGGCACAACGAGGACCACUACACCUACAGCAUCAACUACAUGCAUUGGGGCGAGACAAAGACCUGGUACAGUAUCCCCGGCGACGAUGCGGAGAAAUUCGAGGCGGCCAUCAGAAGAGAAGCUCCGGAUCUUUUCGAGGUCCAGCCCGAUCUGCUGUUCCAGCUCGUCACCCUGAUGAACCCCAGCCGACUCAAGGAGACCGGCGUCGAUGUGUACUCAUGCAACCAGCGCGCCGGCGAGUUCGUGAUUACGUUCCCGAAGGCGUACCACGCGGGGUUCAAUCAUGGGUUCAACUUCAAUGAAGCUGUCAACUUCGCACUCUCCGACUGGCUGCCAUUCGGCCUCGAUUGUGUGAAGCGGUACCAGGAGCACCGGAAGCUCGCGGUGUUCUCGCACGACGAGCUUCUGAUUACGAUAACGCAGCAGAACCACUCCAUUCAGACCGCCCUCUGGCUCAAUGACAGCCUCCAGGAGAUGAUGGUGCGUGAGAUGCGCAUUCGGGACAAGGCCCGAUCACUGCAGAUGGGCGAGGUUCUCGAAGGCAUGGACCGGGCCGAGGACCAGUGCCAGUGCACCAAGUGCAAGGUCUUCUGCUACCUCUCGCAGAUCACGUGUACGUGCACGACCAAGGUCGUAUGCAUAGACCACAUCGACGACCUCUGCAAGUGCGACCCGAAGAGCAGGAUCCUCAGGAAACGGUUUGAGGACGCGGAGUUGCAGGAAAUCCAGGUGAAGGUGUCGGAGCGCGCGGCGGUCCCUGGUGCAUGGAGAGCGAAGCUGAACAAGAUCCUCACCGAGACGGCGAGACCAUCUCUGCGCAGUCUGCGUGCAGUCCUUGCUGAGGGUGAUCGCAUCAACUUCCAUCUCCCGGAGCUGCACUCGCUGCGCAAGUGCGUCGCGCGGGCAAACGAGUGGGUUGAUGCGGCGAACGCCUUCCUCGUCCGCAAGCCCAGUCGCAAGCGGCCGCGCAAGAUCCGUGGGCCGCGCUCGUCGUCCGACAGCGCGAACGGCAUGAACAUAAUCGACGACGCUCCCGACAGGCCAGAACACAGCCUUGACGACCUGUACGCUGUUCUCAAGGAAGUCGAGAACCUCGGGUUUGACUGCCAGGAGAUCGGCUUCCUCAGGAACCUCGCCAAAGAAUCGGAAGAGACGAAGGCGAAGGCACGCGUCUUGCUGAACACCACUCCGUCUCCGCGCGAUCGGGACGCAUACAUCCAGGAGUGCGACCGGUUGCUACUGCACGGGUUGUCGCUAAACGUACUCGUCGAGGAGCUCCUGGAGGUCGAGAAGAUAGUCCUGCGCGAACAACUCCUGAAAGAUCUCGAUGAGGACCUCGACGAGUCCAACGGGGUGCUCUUGGAGCAUGUGCGGGGCUGGGUGGCGCGCGCUCGUCAGUGCGACCUGCCCCCUGAUAACCCGUUCAUGAAGCGGCUCGACAGGCUCCUUCGACUGGGCGACGAAUGGGAGAGGCGUGUGAAGGAUCUACUCACCAAACCACAGCGGACGAUCGAGCAACUCGAGGAGUUCGCGCACCCUGGUUCUGGCAUCCCGAUGAACCCUGAUCUGUUGGACCGCCUGCUUGACGCCCGUGCUCGCGCUAAGGAUUACGAGAAGCAGGCGAAGCUGUGGCUGAGUCCGGAGGCGAGCACGAUUAAACCGAAGGUCCAGGACGCUGUCAAGCUGGUGGCUAGGGCGGACAAGGACUUCAACAUUCCUGCUGUCUCGGACUUGAAGCGAACGGUCGACUUCGCCAUGGACCUCGAGACGCGCUGCGAUGCUGUACUGAAGCAUCGCUACCAGCAUACGGAUGAAGGUGAUAUCUUCCAGACGAUGCUGCAGUGGCGCAAGUACGCAAAGGAGCACUUAACGAUGUUCACCCUCCCGAACUUCGAGCGGCUCGACAAGCAGUUGUCCGCCCACUUCCGUUGGCUGGAGAGCCUGCCAUGGUUCUGUCGGCAGCACCAGGAGGUUCACGCACAUAACCUCAUGGAGGACGUGAUCGAGUCAACGCGGCCCGAGGACGACCUCCCUCCUAACGACGAGUACUUCACUUGUAUCUGUACGACUCCUGUGCGUCCUCCUGCCCAGGGCACCGUGUCGGAUGCUGUUCAGUGUGAUCACUGCUUCGCUCGAUUCCACGGCGUCUGCGCUGCCAACGGCGGUUCGUGUCCGUUCUGCGAUCACCACCACUGGAACGGCACCAUCCAUAAGGAGCGGAACUGGCACUUCUGCUAUCUGCCCACCAUCCUUCUUCACGCACCCGAAGUGACGAAGAACUACUCCGAGGAGUGGAAGCAGCUCGAGAUUGUCGUCCACCGUGUCGAUCGCCUGGCAGGUGUCAUCGGACAGUUCCUGUCGUUCGCCUCGCAGCCGGCCAAUCAGCGUGCAGAGUACAUUCCACAAGUGCGGCACUACAUGCGCAAGCUGUAUAAGAUUCAGUUCGCUGUCUCGCCUAACCCCGAGGUGUCGUUUGGUUUGGACCUCGCAGGUCUUCAUCGUAUCCUCGCAGGACAGCCGGUCCCUGUGCGAAUCAAGAAGCGAAGACGGCCGAAGUUUGUUUUCGGUCAGGACGUCGACCCCGAUUGGCGUGAUAACACGCGAUGCAUAUGCAGAGGGAGGACAAGCUAUCUGCUGAACUACCCUACCGUGCAGUGCGAGGUCUGUGAGAAGCUCUACCACGCUGGCUGCGUGUUCUUCCCAGUGGACAGCGCGAGUGGAGUGCGAAGGUUCAUGUGUCCGUUGUGCUGCAUUCGCAAGAAUCGGUCAUACCCCUUUUCGGAGGUGCGCGUGAAGUACGGAGAGAGUCCGGAUCCGGAUGUGUAUGUGAACACAAAGGAGAUGCUACAGAACUUCAGCAAGGAGAUGAUCUACAUGAAGCUGCCGCCGCCAUACACGCAGACGCUCUUCGUGGAGCUCAUCCGAUUCACACCUGGUGUACCGGAGAACUCGGGCGGCAGGCGAUCGCCUCCUGCAGGCCAGCCAGUGGAAGAGAUGCUCCCCCGAGGUCUGCCUCUCACCAACGGCAGUUCGUCUCAAGCACCACAUCCUCGAGCGCCGCACCCACCAGUGCCUCACGCACACCACCAUUCUCAUAGGUCGGCUCCUGUUCCUCCUCCAAAUCCCUAUGAGAACGGCAAACCGAUUGGUAUCGCUGAUCCCAGUAGCAGCAGGCAUGUUCCUCCACCACCACCGUGGUCUAAUCAGAUCUGGAGCAACGCUGGCGCGACUGCCCCGCCACCGGGAGCGCGAGUUCAUCAAGACGCCCGCUCGCCGCAUAUCACUAGUCCCCACGUUGGGCACACACCACCUCAGUCGGCGGCUCCUCGGAAGCGCAAGUAUCCAGACGACGUACCACCGCACACACCGGACGAACGUCUGGGUCCGGGCUUCUCGCCAGGACCGCCGAAGCGCAGACAAGCAUCUGACACGCCACAGCCUGCUGCCACUACGCCCCGUUCAAAUCAAGGUCUCUCCCCAUCUCUCGCGAUGAUGCUGUCGCCUGGACCCAACGAUAUCCGCACGCCGCCUCAAUCUCGAGCUGCUCCGCCGUCUUACUCAAGUCGACCUAUCGCACCGAACGCACUACCCGCAGGUGCUAGCAGUCGGAUGGUCGAUGACCGGCUGCCUCGCUCUCACCCUCAUGCAUCUCCCCAUGCCCAGCCUCACACAUCUCCACAUGUUCCUCACCAGAACGUUCGCAAGCUGGUCUACACGGAGGUUCACACUGACAGGGCUGGCGAGUUCGGUCAUGGCGGACACGGUUCGCCGCCAGACGACUACCGGUCCAUACCUCCUAUGCAUCCGCGGCGGUAAAGCCAUCCCCUGCUGUCUUUUGCUUUACAACUGUCUAUGCUCAACCUUGUGUACUUUUAGUCUCUCCAUCGCAGUCUUUCACUCUUCCUGUCGUCAUAUGCACUAAAUGUUAUGUAGGGUAUGCUCUUCCUGGGUUAGACGCAGUGAACGUUUCCUGGUUGCUCGCUGGCAGGUUCGAACGUAACUGUC